AGUGGUCAAAGUGGUUGAUUGUUCGUUGAAUUUUGGUCGCUGCCGUGCGUAAACGUGAAAUAAACACAGUCCCUUGAAUUGGGCCAUGGCGAACGAAAUAGUGUGCUUUAUUAAAAAACACAAUAGUUUAUAGACCUUGUUUAAUUUUCGUGAACGAAAGUCACCAUGGAAAUUGUCGACGUUGAAGAAUGCCAGCCCGACCCUACAGCGGUCACAAGAAAGAAAAGUUUAUGGGCUAAAAUUAACAAUAGGACAACGUACAGUUAUUUAUUUAACAUCGUAGUAUCAAUACUGUUGCUCACAUGCCUGGUUCUGGUGCUUUAUUUUUUCAAGGAGUAUCUAAAGACGAUUUUAUACUGGGUAGACGCUCAGGAUCCGUGGAUAAUAUUUUUGUUAUUUAUGGGUUUAUUUUUGAUCGUCAGUUUUCCAGUGACGAUAGGAUAUUUAGUGUUGAUAAUAACUAGUGGAUAUUUAUUCGGAAUCGUUAAGGGUUUAGUAACUGUUUUGGUGAGUGCGAACUUUGGCGUGGCGGUGGCUCACUUUACCCUGAAAGCGUUGCGGAACUACCUCCCUCUGGACCGCUUGCUCAAGAACGAGACGGCGCGAGCCCUACUGAAGGUGAUCUCAGGGCCGCAAGCCUUCAAAAUUGUAUUUUUCGCGAGACUGACGCCAAUACCUUUUGGAUUGCAGAACACAAUAUUUGCUGUAAGUGACGUGGGUGGUUGUGGGUACCACCUAGCGACGAUGCUGGGUCUAUUGCCAGCGCAGGUGAUCAACGUGUACCUCGGCUCCACGCUGCGGUCCAUGCACGACGUGCUGCAUGAGUCCCACCUUACUGGAUACGUCGUGUUUGCGUUUCAGAUCCUGAUUGGCAUAACAUUGAUGGUGUGGGUGGUGCAGAAGGCGCGCAAAGAGCUGACGAUAGCCAUUAUGGCGGCGGAAUUAGGUCGGGAGACGAUAUCCACCUCCACAAGCUCCUCAAUCAGCUAGCCAACACCCAGGGCUUCCACAGACGUGGACAGCGUCUCCGAGGAACCGUCGAGCUAGGGCUGGCCCUACGCCUGCUUUCGACACACGUUCGAAGCCCGCGAUGAAGAAACUUACGUAUGAAAUAAAGGGUUCGUUACAACCCUGUGAUAUUAUAUUAUAAUCGCCAUGUUACCUCCAAGAGGAUUAGAUUAAACUGACAUGUGAGGAACUCGGAAGGUUAUCGUUGAUAUUUGUGAGACUUUCCUUGUAUUAUAUUGUUUAUCGACAUAGGUGAGUAGUAGAUUAUGUAUAUGUGAUGUGUACUAAUGAAUCUCGCUCAGUAACUGACUGACGUGUAUGGAAUACUUAGUUUGACGUUUGACAGGAGAACCCGUGCCUCAAGACAAGGUUCAUUGCCAACGACGCAAGAAUUUUGAGUCGCGUUAAAAAGAUUUGCGUGCGAAAUUAAUACACGAUUGUUUCCAUGAAGUUUACGAUUGUACUCGGAUAUUUUCGUAAACGUUCGUCACAAAUGUUUUAUUGUAGGAAAUACCGGGAAAUAAAUUCUAAUUUGCUCGUUUUACGCUACUGCCGUUCAUGUCACAUGAGACUUUUGGCAAAUACCAGAGAUUGGGAUAUGUCGUCGAAUAUUGGGUAUUGAUCAUUAUCCAGAUUCGUCUGGAAACAUCUGAAAACCACGCAAGAGUCUUGUUAGGUUAUUGUAAUAAAUAAUUGUUAAGAGUAAAAUCUAGAUGAUUAAUAUCUUCUGAUGGCAGCUAAAACAUUUUAAUUUAUUGAAUUCUUACCGCAAAAAGAUAUUUUUAAAUUUUUAAAAAUAUUCCUGUUCACGGGUACAAUCACUGUCAAACGUAUUAAGGGUAAUUGUUAAAAAAAUACACGUGCAAACAAAUACAUGCUCAAAUAGCAAAUCACAAAUUAAUAAGCAAACCUAAAAAGUAAAGAGUAUAUUUGACAAUUAUUUAUUAUAGAACCAUUUUGCACGAGUAAUUUUAUUAUUAUUAUAUUAUCAACUGAUAAUUCAAACACGUCGGAGGUCGGGACAAGGUCUGUUUUAUUACGGAACCAAAUAGCUUAAGUGAGUUGCACAUGUAAUUAUGUACUCUAUGGUGUAUAUAUAGAGUCCACUUAAAAGUAAAACGCUAGCUAAACAGAUAAAUGGAGAUAACUCAUUUCAUGAAAACCCCGGGUCGUCAUAAACGGCCAUUUUUAGUACAUUAUUGACAUUGUGUCAAUAACAUUCCUCGAGUGGAGUUUAUUCAAGUUUAAUUGUGUGAUAGGAAUUUGGUAUCUCCGUUUUUCUCUUCUGAUAUACAAUAGUUUAAGGAAAACCAAUAUAUUGUAUGAAAUGUACAUAGUCGGUAGAUUUUCCAGUUGGGUACCAGACAAUUUAUUUUUCAACGGUUUUUUCAGCAAAUAAAAUACUUUUCGGAAUUUAUAUUCGUAGUGUUUAGUAUUAAUGUUGUUGCCAAAUUUUAUCGCAGGUACAAGAGUUUGUAUAUUUUACAUAUUAAGAUAUUUUUCUUUUUUUAGAUGAUUCUUUUCGUGAUGAUCCUGGGCACAAUAAUAAUUAUGUUUCAUUAACUAUGUCUUUUAGCUAGAACAACACUUGUUAAUGUGUUAUCAAUAAGACAACCUUUAAAAACACAAAUCUAUUCUAGUUUUCUAACAGCUGUUGUGAAAAAUAACACAAUUUUCGUAAAUAGAACGUAGUGUCACAAUUAACUUUUAAUUUAACAAGGAAAAAUGCAUUUACACACGUACGUAUCGCGUUAUUUUUGCCCAUCUGUUUCGUGGAUCUAGUAGCGUGACUUGCGUGCUCCCUCUGGUGUAUUCCAACAUAACAAUUUGCAUUAUUCCACUUAAUAAUAUUCGUUUAAAGUGUACACUAAUAAAAUUAAUAGCCAUUUCUAUUUUUGUUAUUAUACAUUUGUGAAUAGCUUCAGUUUUAAAUGAAAUAUUUCUAUAUUUUAUCGCCAUUUAUUUCUCAGUACAUGUUAAUUAGAUAUUAUAAAUCAAAACUCUUUUGCCUGCGACUGUACGCAUUCUUUUGAUGCCAAUACAAUUUUUUUGUAUUACUAAAAGUAUUUGGCAUUUAUUCUUAUGAAAUCGAGACUAAGUAUCGUCGCGAACAGCGAAAGUAUUAGUUGUACCUAUUAAUUGUUAUAAACAUAAUAUGGUACAUCGGCAAUGUGAUUAUGACUUUAAAUAAAGAACGAUUAUGUUUCCUUAAAUAUUUUAUAACCGCCAUCGGUAGUUUAACCUAUUAAUCAUAUAUUCUGAUUUGUGUUGCUUUUUUGAUUAAAUAAUAAUAACUUAUCAUUACGUGCAAUAUUUUAAUGAGAUUCUUACUGAUCUCGAUUUUGGUGUUGAUUAGAAAUAAUAUUUAUUCAUUUUUCUUCUGCUUUUUUAAAAUUAUUACAUAACGUUUUGUGAUAUUUUGUGUUCACUAUUUCUUUGUUACUAAAUCAAUUAGUUUCUUAUCAUGAUAAAAUUUUGAAUAUUUUUAGCAUUUCUUUUCAAAAACAUAUUUUACUGUUAGUACCUAUUUAUUUAAUUAUUACAAGAGACCAUUAAAAAUUGAUUCUUCCUAUAAAACCUAAAGACUGAUUUUUGUUUGAAUUAAUUUCCUAUG
Molecule: messenger RNA, 3622 nt
Organism: Spodoptera litura
Lineage: Eukaryota; Metazoa; Arthropoda; Insecta; Lepidoptera; Noctuidae
Product: transmembrane protein 64
Biological process (GO): regulation of cytosolic calcium ion concentration
Cellular component (GO): endoplasmic reticulum
Source: RefSeq, a predicted model, not a curated record